AUGAGUACCUCAAUUGAUCAAGCCGAAGCCAGUGCGCUUCAGUCUGUAUUCAUCAAUAAUUGCUUUCUUGUGGCUGCUAUCGCUGUCUACGCAUUCGAUCGCUGUAUCCGCGUGGGACGUGAAAUUGACCUGAUAUGGAGCCGUGGCUAUUCCUUGGUCUCGGCUCUCUACACACUGUUGGAAGUGUUCACCGUCCUCUACUUGGGCCUGACAGCUGGUCAAGACCUCGUUUAUGUGGAUUGCAAGGUAGGAGUGCCGAUCAGAGCAGUUCCCGAAGAUAGUGCAGUACAGGCUAUCACUGCUAGCUACUAUGCGGUCAUUGCUGUCAUAGCUACCCUACGUGUCUAUGCUAUCAACGGCAGAUAUGAUUGGCGGAUAGUAUCUGCCGUCGUCUUCCCAUUACUUCUUCUCCGCAGUGCUUACGACCUGGCGAGUGCCUACCAAUUAUGUUGCCUCACCGGCAAAUUCACCGUUCGUCUAUGGAAUUUCCAUGCAUCCUAUAACAAAUUGACCGGCCUCAUUGUUUCUAGAUUCUACAUCGCGUCGCUUGUCACAUCAAUAGCUGCCGAUGCUAUCGUGUUCAUGGUGAUCUGGCGCCGCACCUACCAUGUGGCACGACUAUCCCGCGAGCAGAGUAUUGAAGCAUCUACAGUGAGCUCACUGCUGCUACGAGACGGAGCUAUCUACUUCGCGUUGGUAACACCGGUUCCUGUCCCUGUCGACUCAAACAAAGGGUCGUUCAUUAGAUCGCUCUUCAUACUGAACAGCAUCACCAUUAUUACGGAUUUGAAGACAGUUGUUCCAAUUGAUUCUAUGACUAUUCCAUUGACGAGCAUCAUAAUUUCGCGCAUGCUCCUCAACCUGCGAGAAGCAGGCCUUCAAGGCCAAGCUAAUAGCCAUGACCCAUCGACGUCUUCCCACCUCGGCGCAUCUCAGCCAGCGACUGGCAUAUCUGACCUACACUUCUCGCGGGGUGUUAGUGCAUUCGGAGCUAGCUGGAAUGAUGAUGAAGAUGGGGAGAUCGACGAAGGCGAGAUCGUGGAUGACGAAGGACAAGAGGUUGAGAUGAUGGGCAGAGAGACGGCGGAGAUUGAGUCGGCUGGAGCGUAGGACAUGACAUUUGCGUCGAAAGUCGUGUAGUCGUGCUUGGCAGUAUGUAAAAUGUUGACAAUUGCUCAUGUGUUC
This is a messenger RNA of Rhodofomes roseus, 1185 nucleotides long. RefSeq lists its product as uncharacterized. NCBI's taxonomy places the organism in Eukaryota, Fungi, Basidiomycota, Agaricomycetes, Polyporales, Fomitopsidaceae. Bases 1 to 1110 code for a protein of 369 amino acids. The record is from RefSeq and is a predicted model, not a curated record. The transcript has 10 exons.